Messenger RNA from Spodoptera frugiperda (fall armyworm), 1833 nucleotides. Its product is annotated as juvenile hormone esterase. Lineage: Eukaryota; Metazoa; Arthropoda; Insecta; Lepidoptera; Noctuidae. The transcript has 3 exons. The coding region runs from base 123 to 1736 and encodes 537 amino acids. The record is from RefSeq and is a predicted model, not a curated record.
AUCUUUAUCCAAGCUACUAUUACAAAAACAGGCAAACUAAUGGCUCGGUAACAAUCAGAUACAAUUUAUUCGCGGGAGUGCCAGUUUUAUUUCACACUCUGACCGUAACGGACGGUGUGAGGAUGGUGCAAGUGAAAGUGAAUGAGGGCGUGCUGGAGGGAGAGCGAGUGGACAACCCCUACGGAGGUUCCUUCUACAGCUUCAAGGGAAUACCGUACGCGCAGCCGCCAGUCGGGGAUCUGCGGUUCAAGGCACCGCUACCUCCAAAGUCAUGGGAUGGAGUUCGCUCCGCCAAAGAAUUCGGCCCAAGAUCUUUUCAAAAUGACAUAUUAAUGAAGACCGGACUAGUUGGCGAUGAAGACUGCCUGUACCUAAACGUAUACACACCUGAGAUCAAACCUGACAAACCUCUACCAGUGAUGUUCUGGAUACAUGGAGGUGGUUUCUACUGCGGCAGUGGUGACGAUGACCUUUAUGGUCCAGAGUUCCUUGUCAGACAUGAUGUCAUCCUUGUCACUAUCAACUACAGAGUAGAUGUGCUCGGCUUUCUUUGUUUGGACACAGAAGAUAUUCCUGGUAACGCAGGCAUGAAAGAUCAGGUACAGGCUCUUAGAUGGGUGAACAAAAAUAUUGCUAGCUUCGGUGGCGACCCCAAAAAUAUAACCAUAUUUGGUGAAAGUGCUGGUGGAAGUAGUGUUAGUUACCACUUAAUAUCACCUAUGUCAAAAGGCUUGUUUAAGAGGGCCAUUGCUCAAAGUGGGGUCUCCACUUGCGCCUGGGCCCAAGCUAUUGAGCCUCGCGAAAGAGCUUUAGCAUUAGCUAGAAGCCUGGGAUGUUAUUCUGAAGAUGAUAAGGAACUGUAUGAAUUUUUCAAAAAUCAACCGAAGGAAUCACUAGUCGGUGUUCAGUGUCCAGUAGCAACUUUCGAGGCAUUCAAGGGUGGAUUAGACAUAUAUUUCAAUGUUGCUAACGAAAAGAAGUUUGGAGAUAAUGAGAGAUUCUUUUAUGGGGACAUGCUUGAUGUGAUAUCAAAUAGUGUUCAUGAAGGAGUUGAGAUCAUGAUGGGUUCGACCACAGAAGAAGGUCUAAUUUCCUUUGCAGACUCGGAAGACAUUAUGAAGACUUUGAAAUUGGCAAAAGUAUAUCCAGAAUACUUUGUUAAUAAAUUGAUAGCCUUUUCUUUACCCUUGAAGCAGCAACUAAAAAUUGGAAAAGAAGUUAGAAAGUUUUACUUCAAUGACCAGAUCAACGUGCCAGAUGAUUGGGAUAAAUUCAUUAAUUUUACUUCGAUGCAGAAUUUCGUAUAUCCUGAAAGGCAGUGGGUGAAGCACUGUGCUCAAGCGAAGAAACACAAGCUGUAUGUGUAUAAGUUUUCUUGUAAAACAGAAAGAAAUUUCAUAGCGAAGAUGAGAGGUAUGACAGAAAUGUUGGGAAAUAGACAAGUUACGUGCCACGCUGAUGAACUACCGUAUCUUUUUAACUUUAAAAUGAUGCCGACAAAGCUAGACACUGCUUCUGAGACAUUCCAACUGAUGGAAAGACUGAUGCAGCUAUGGACAAACUUCGCUAAAUACGGAAACCCAACGCCGGACGAUUCCCUGGGCGCUAAAUGGGCACCGUAUACCUUGGAGAACCAAGAAUACCUGGACAUUGGAAACGAGCUGAAAGCGGGCACCGCGCCUGAUGCUGAGGAAACACAGUUCUGGGAUAGAUUGUACGAAAAAUAUGGACUUUAAAUUUGCAACAGAUUGCAGUGAUCCGCGAGCUAUUAAUUAUUAUUUACGAUUGUAUUACUUGGCUAUUAAUUUUAUAAUAUAACUUACUACGUAAUUU